GCUACGCGUUUACUUAGUGUGACUGGAAAAUGGCCCUUCCUUCGCGUAAGAAUGUGCACCGCGCUCAGCGCAAGAAUGUCAAGAAGCACCGCCCUGAUAUUAUUGUGAUUGACCUCAAGGGCCACGUGCUGGGGCGUGCUGCGGCUGUAGUCGCCAAGCAGUUGCUCCUGGGAAAGAAGAUCACCGUGGUGCGCUGCGAGCAGCUCAACAUCGCGGGCACGGAGAUUCGUAACAAGAUCAAAUACCUCCAGUUCCUCCGCAAGCGCAAGCUGACCAACCCCACGCUAGGUCCCUUCCACCACCGUUCCCCCUCGGAUAUCUUCGUGCGCACCGUCCGCUCCAUGCUGCCUCGCUACACCAAGCGUGGUAUGAAGGCGCUGCACUCUCUCGUCGCCUACGAGGGUGUGCCCCCGAAUGUUGUCCGUACCGGCGGUCGCGUUGUGAUUCCGCGUGCGCAGCGCCACAACUGUUACCGCUCGGAGCGCCCAUACACUGUCCUUGGUAACAUGUGUAAGCAUGUGGGCUGGAAGUACAGCGGCGUUGUUGAGAAGCUUGAGAAGGCCCGUAUUGAGAAGGCACAGCGUCACCAUGAUAAGAAGGAGAAGCUCCGUCAGGCUUGGAGUGAUGCGCGCAAGGAGGCGCUUCAGAAGAUGCCCAAGCAUAACGUCGAGGUCCUCAAGAAAUUUGGUUAUGCUUAAAAGAAACGCAUGCUAUUUUAUGCUAAUUUGAUUCUAUUAUUUUUACUUUUCAAAUACUAUAUUAUGGAGUG
Phytomonas sp. EM1 is the source of this 769-nucleotide messenger RNA. The record is from the annotation of a GenBank genome assembly. Lineage: Eukaryota; Euglenozoa; Kinetoplastea; Trypanosomatida; Trypanosomatidae.